AUUCGCUGCUCACCUCAUCACUGGAGUUCUGGAGUAUAAGAAACAUAUUGACACAGCAGCUGAGGUUGUCCCAGGUGAUCCGAGUCUGUGUCUGUGUGUCUCUGGGGCCCUGCCUCCUGACAGACGGGCGUUGCCCGUGGACUUUUCUCGGGGCCAGCUGGCUGGGACCCCUCUGUGUAUGAAGCAGUACUACCGUCUCUUCAACACAUACCGUCUGCCCGGCCUCAAGAGGGACACCCUCGUCAUCCACGAGACUGGGUCCACCGAGCAGGAGCACAUCAUCGUUGCAUGCAAGAACCAGUUCUUUGUGAUGGACCUAGUGGUAAAGGAGAAAACACUGAAGGAAAUGGACAUCUUAAGCCAACUGGAGAAGAUCGUAAAGAUGGCAGAGAACACAGAGGAGAGACAGCCUCCUUUUGAUUCAGUUAACAGAGAGUCGUUGGCUGUGAUCGAGAAGUGUCUCUGCGUGGUGUGUCUAGACGACCCCAGUGGGAUGGAGGUUGGGGAUACCAGCCGAGCCCUGCUGAUGCUCCAUGGAGGAGGCCAUGAGAAGAUGGGGGCAAACCGCUGGUAUGACAAGCCAAUGCAGUUUGUUGUAGGGGAGGACGGAGUCUGCGGCACGGUGUGCGAGCAUUCACCCUUCGAGGGAAUAGUUCUCGUGGCGUGUACCGAAUACUUGAUGAAAUUCAUGACAGGAAGUCCCUCCAAGAUAGGGAGGGCCACCAGCGUGUCGGAGCUUCCUGCUCCUCGCAGACUGCUCUGGAAGACCACGCCCCACAUCCAGGGCCUCCUGAAGGCCUCUGCUGAGAGACUGCAGAGGCUGGUUAGAGAUCUGGACAUGGAUGUACACAAGUUUGAGGUCUAUGGAAAAGAAUUCAUCAAGAAGCAGAAGAUGAGCCCAGAUGCGUACAUACAGGUGUCUCUACAACUGGCAUUUUACAGAUGCAAUGGACGGCUGGUGUCCACUUAUGAGAGUGCUUCUAUCCGUCGUUUCCAUGAGGGCCGGGUGGACAACAUCCGCUCAGCGACCCCCGAGACUCUGGCCUUUGUGAAGGCCAUGACGGACGAGAAGACAUCUCUCUCUGAUUCAGAAAAGAUUAAACGAUUGUGGGAUGCGAUUAAUGCCCAGACAAAUUCCACAAUUGCAGCUAUUACAGGGAUGGGAAUAGACAAUCACCUUCUAGGACUCAGAGAGAUCUCACAGGAGAUCCAUAUGGAGAUGCCAGAGAUCUUCACAGAUGAAACCUACGUGGCCAGUAACCAGUUCAUUCUCUCCACCAGUCAGGUCCCCACCACAGUGGAGAUGUUCUGUUGUUACGGCCCGGUGGUUCCUAACGGUUACGGGUGCUGCUACAACCCACAGGCAGACCACCUCCUCUUCAGCGUGACCAGCUUCCACGGCAGCACCGAGACCAGCUCGGCCGUUUUUAUCAAGGCUCUGGACGAGGGCCUCGUAGAGAUGAGGGAUCUGUGCAAGACGAGCAAUAAGCCUCAGAGCAACGCUGCUGCUGCCUCGAAGGCGGUUGAGAAAAGCCAAGGAGCUGGCAGCAAGCCUCCGAGCACACCUCAGAAAACAGGGAAAUAAGUCAUACUGAGAUAUCAUUACGGUGUCCGUAUUAGGACAGCCUCAGUAGUCACACUCAACUUCCCACAGAUUACGGUGUCCAUAUUAGGACAUCCUCAGGAGUUACACUCAACUUCUGACACGUGUCCAGGUACGUGGUGAAAGUAGUGUUAGCUAGUUGUCCUGUGUGUAUAUUUUGGUGUUUGUGCGAUAAAAGUUGAUGUUUCUACGACUUUAUCUCUCGAGUCAAUAUGAAUCGUUAACUAUGUAACAAUGUACAUUAAAACUAAAUAAGGAAGGAAACAUAUAGACGUAGAAAAUACGAUGUAGACGCUCUCAUUCACCAUCGGUACUCUGUGGGAGUCUAGACAGAGCAUAGCUCACUGGUCUGGUAAUCGGAAACUAAAGCCAUGCUUGCUAUUUCAGCACUGUAGUGACGGACAGCUCCUCUUCACACAGAGAAUGAACUUACUUACUCAUAAAUGAUCUCAGCGUAUGUAGGCUCAACGUACUGUUUAUUCAGCUUUGUCGAAACAACUCCUAAAUAUAUAUAUAUAUACCGGAAUAUAUCGUUAUCAAUAUAUUCACAUUUACCGUGCAAACAUUGAUCAUAUUGUAUGCUGUAUAAUGAUGCUGCCAAAGAAGGAUAUCUAUCUAGUAAAGCCUAAAGCAGGGG
Messenger RNA from Oncorhynchus tshawytscha (Chinook salmon), 2240 nucleotides. RefSeq names its product choline O-acetyltransferase-like. Gene Ontology annotation, cellular component: neuron projection; cytoplasm. Gene Ontology annotation, molecular function: choline O-acetyltransferase activity. Gene Ontology annotation, biological process: neuromuscular synaptic transmission; acetylcholine biosynthetic process. The record is from RefSeq and is a predicted model, not a curated record. The transcript has 11 exons. The annotation marks the transcript as partial. NCBI's taxonomy places the organism in Eukaryota, Metazoa, Chordata, Actinopteri, Salmoniformes, Salmonidae.